AUGAACGCAAAGUUGUCCGAAGUUGUCCGAAGCGAUGAUGCACUUCGAGCUAAGGAAAUCCCAUUGGAAGCGCAGAGGCUUACCGGUGCACCACUGGUAGAAUAUCUCAAGAGUAACCAGGAACUCUUCGAGGUUGAUCCAACGCCUGAUGAAAGAUACAAGCAUAUGGUUAUGGAUCUGAAAUACAGCAAACAACCGAAAAAAGCCAAGCUACGCGGUAACUUCGAGAACGACAACGGCGGUGACAUUCCAGUAUAG
Molecule: messenger RNA, 258 nt
Organism: Ostertagia ostertagi
Lineage: Eukaryota; Metazoa; Nematoda; Chromadorea; Rhabditida; Trichostrongylidae
Source: the annotation of a GenBank genome assembly